Messenger RNA from Chlamydomonas reinhardtii, 9038 nucleotides. RefSeq lists its product as uncharacterized. Lineage: Eukaryota; Viridiplantae; Chlorophyta; Chlorophyceae; Chlamydomonadales; Chlamydomonadaceae. Bases 264 to 8282 code for a protein of 2672 amino acids. The record is from RefSeq and is a predicted model, not a curated record. The transcript is spliced from 18 exons.
CGUAUGCUCCCAAAGUGGUGCGGUGCUGUGCCGUAAGGCAGCAGCACCAGCUACCUUGGGGUAAUGGUAACUGCGCCUUACUGGCUUAAUGCACCGGGAUUUUCUGCGCUAUGGUGGGGUAGCGUAGCAGCAGCAGCAGCAGCAGCAGCAGCCAAGGAACUCUUACAUCCAAGAACAGGCCAACGCCCAAGUCCACCGAGCCCCCAGCUCAAGCAACAUCAACUCCGAACUACGCAGCCACUGGUGCGCGGCGACGCAGCGCCAUGUCUCGGGCGGCGAUUACCACUAUCAUCCCGAACGAUGAUGCCGCUGGCGCGCACGCCAGCAUUCCGUCCUCUUGGCAUCCGCUUCUUCACCACCCUGCCAGCGUUGACCCAGUUGCCCAACACCAGCACCGCCGCCUCGCACACGCGCACCGGCUGGCGAUUGAUGAGCUGGCGGCCGCCCACGACGUGUUGCACCGCACGGCGCAGCACCUGGCCUUGGGGCUGGAGCAGGCGCACGCGGGAGGGCUCCACCGUCGCAUACUCACUGAUGCAUCGCCAUGUACCGCCGCGGCCUCCAUUCCAACCACUGUACCGGCCCUCAACAGCUCGACUGAAACGUCCCUGACUGACGGCGUCGGUGCGCUGGCCUCGCUAUCGCCUCCAACAGCCGCCUGCCUCACACCGCCCAUAGCUGGCACGAGCCUGCUGCUUGCCACCCUGGCCGGCGCCGUGGCCGACGCCAACGCGGCGGCGGCGGCGGCUGCCGGUGCCAUGGACGCAAUGAGUGUGGUCGCCGCCGCCAUCGAGCCGCGCGACGCCACCACCGACGCAGCGCUGGCGGCGGCGCUGGGUGCGCUGCGGGCCGACGUCGACGCCAGCAGUGCAUCGCUGCAGGGGCGGCUGGAUCGGGUGCUGGCGCUGCUGGAGGAGACACUGAGGCUGCAGCUUGGGAACCUGGACGUGGCGGCUGCCGCCGGCAGCGUGCUGGAAGCGGCGUUGUUGGAGGUGCAGCUCUCCGGGCGGUCCGCCAACCUGACCGCCGCCGGGGUGGCCGCGUCGUACGGCAGCCUGUUCGACUCUCCCGGGGCCCCUUCCGCAUUGGAUCCAGCAGAUGCGGAAUCCGCGCAGUCUGACGUGGCGGCGGUCAGCGCUGAGCUGUCCAACUUCCUCACCUGCCUGGCGGGCCGGGCGGGGAACGGCGCAGUGUACCGACUGGCCGGCGCCGCUGGUGAUGCCGGCGGUGCCCCUGGCAGUGGUGGUGGCAGUGGCAGCGGCGGAAGCAGUGGUGGUGGCAGCAGUGCUGGCGCUGGAGGCACCGGCAGCAGCAGCGCAGGCGGGGCUGGCAUCAGCGAGACCACUGGCAUGGGCGCACGCGGCGUCAACCGCUUUGACGGUUACAUCGUGACUCAGCCAAUGUACGAAACGCGUCGUGCGCAAUACAGCAACAUCACUCGAGUGGUGGGCGACCGCGGGGGAAACCACGUACUGGUCGGACUGCUGCUGCACCAGACGCGCCGCGCAUCCAGCCACAUGGUAUCCACUGGAUCCAAUGCGUACGCCAGAACUGGCACGGAAUGCGAAUCCAAGUUCCGAUCCAUCACCGCAUCCUGCGAUGGUCGGAUCCAGGACGUGGAUUACGACGCGCUGGGCGGUAUCGGCGCGGAUCCCGUGUUCAGCCCUCUGUCACGGCUGUACAAGCCCGCCCUGUCGGUGAAUUCGUACUACAACGGAUCCGCACGCCUCCGCAGCUUCGCCAGCAGCAGCCUCAGCGGCCGUGUGCCAAUUGGCGCCAAUGGCUCUGCAGCUGCUGUUGCAGCGGCGGGCGCGGCUCCGGCUGCUGCGGCUGCGGUCGUGGGGGCGCGGGAGGCGCAGCUGGGACUGGGCGGCUCACCGUUCGGCUUUUUCCACACGCCGCUGCAUGGCUUCCCGCCCGGCUACCCGCUAGUGAUCGACACGCGCGUCGGCGAGCUGCGGGCUCAACAGAUCCUGGCCUACCUGCGCGACGGCUCCUACCUGUCCUCCUCCCACACCAACACUCUGUCCGCGCACCUGCUCACCCACAACUCGCGGCUGGACCUGCUAGGCUACCUGCGCCUUGACCUGGACUGGCGCGGCGAUGGCCGAAUCAGGGGCACUGCCGCCAUCACCGCCCUGCCCACCAUCAGCUACUACAAGCAGUUGCUGGCCUGGGGCGCGUCCGCCAUCGGCAGUAGCAGCAGUAGCAGUGGCUCAGCUGCAGGCCGCAAUGCAUCCGCUCCAGCGGACGCCACUGCCCCGCCGGGUGCCCAGCCGCCUCCAGGUGGCGAGGUUGAGGCGGCGUCAGCCAAGACUCUGGACGCACGACACCUGGGUUCCGACAGCGCACUGGCGGCGCUGGUGGCGCUUUACUGUGUGCUGGCGGUCACGGACCUGGUGGCCAGCCUGCGAGGCCACCGGGCCAUGACCAAGGGGCCCGACCCCGCGUCCGGCACACACCCUGGCCUGCCGCCACACAUGGCGGAGUGGCGGGCCGCCGAGCUGACUGACACGUCGCUGCCGUCCACGGCGCGUGUGGCCAUUGUGUCUGCGGGCUGGGUGGUGUUCGAGUGCGCCACCGCCGGCCUCAUGCUGGCGGCGCAGGUGCUGUACUGGAUCUACGCACUGCGGCUCAGCGACACCUCCAACUUCGCAGAGAGGUUGGACGUGUAUGACGCCCAGGACUUUGCGCCCGCCAACUAUUUUAUGCUCAAACGCCUCGAGCCCGACACACCCGCCGCCGCAGCUGCAGCCGCGGCGGCCGCGGCCGCAGUCGCCGCAGGCACUGACGGUAGCAGCAGCAGCACCGCCAUCACCGGCCUGUCCACCACCUCGCUCCUGCUCAAUGCCCUGCUAUCCAACGCAAGCGUGCUCGGCAUCGGCACCGGCACCGCUAACGGCAGUAGCAGCUAUAAUGGCGGCUGGUCGCUUCCGGGUCCGGGCGAGGAGGGGCGGUGGGUGUUGCCACCUGACACGUCGGGCCUGGAGGCCACGGCCGGCAUGGUGGAUCGCGCGGAGCGUAUGCGGCAGGUCCAGGUGGCCUACGGCUUUCUGCAGGGCGCGGUGCUGGUGUGCCUGCUCAUUCGCUGGAUGUCGCAUGUGGCCUUCCAGCCGCGGCUGUCCGUCAUCUCCGGAACGCUGCUCGUCAGCGCGCAGGAGCUGGCGCACGUGCUGCUGGUACUGAUCAUCAUCCUGGUCAUGUUGGCCAUGUCCAUGUUGGUCGUGUUCGGGCCCAGGGUGCAGUCUGUGUCUGGGGUGCCGGAGGCUCUCAACCUGAUGCUGGACAUCAGCGUGCAGCAGGGCUCCAUCUCAACCGACUCCCAGCAGAGCCUGCAGAACAUCAUUGACUCGCAGCACCGUAUGGAGACGUCGGCGCCCGAGUCGGCCGUCGGAUACCUCAUCGUCAUGAUCAUGCCGCAUUUCGUGCAGCUGGUGUUCAACAUGGUGCUGGCGGUGCUCAGCUGGAACUUCUACAUCCUGUCUUGGUCCAACCACGGCGCGCCGGGUGUGCCCCAGGACCUGCGCCUGCUGCUGCACUCGGGUCUGCAGCGGCUGCACGGGGCGCCCUCCAGUGCCGCCAUGCUGGCGCUGCUGCGGCACCUCAACAAGAAGCGCGAGCGCAGGGCCCGACUGGUGACUGACACCUUGAAGGCUCUGCAAGCCCGUCUUCGCUCGCUGCAGUCCGCACAACUGAAGCCGGCAGGCCCAAGUGACGUUGACCCCGACGAUGAAGGCGGCGCUGGCGGCGGAGGCGGCGGCAACCCGCGCGUGCGGGUGUCUUCGUCCUGGGGCGCGGCCGCCAGCUCUCGCAGCCUGCUGCACAAGGCCCUGACUUCGCAGGACUCCAAGAAGCUGUCUGUACAGAUGCUGGAGGGAGCUCUGCUGGGUGCGGUCGGAGGAGGUGCGGCACCCGCCGCCCACGUUACCGCCGCCCGCGGUGUGCUGCGACGCGGCACCACUCAGCUGCAGUUGCAGGAGCCCCAGUCCGGUCAGGACUCACGCUGCCCCGCACUGUCCGGCCCAGCAGCCGGAGCCGCGGCCGCCGCCGCGACGGAGGCCGCCGGUGCCAGCGUGGCAGCGGGUGUGCCUACCGUGCCGGAAGAAGGUGAAGGCGAUUCAGCUGUGGCUGCCUCCCGCCGCGGCAGUCUCGCCUUGCCGGCGGCCGUCGUGCCGGCAUCUGACGCUCAUGACGGGGGCGGGGGCAAGAUGGCGGACACAAUCGCGUUGGCGCUGGCUGCGAGCGUCAAGAGGAUGGCCCGGCGAUACGGUAUGGCGCCGGCACAGAGCGCCGAGUCCGCGGGCCGCUCCAGCCGCUCCAGCCGGCCGCGGGAGAAGGCGCUCCUGCCUGGCGAUGUCGGUGCGGUUGCAGCUGCGGCUGCGGCUACUGCAGCGGCAGUGCCACCCAAUGCCGCACAAGACGCAGCAGCCGCAGCCGCGACGGCUGUAACUGCGGGAGGAGCAGGAGGAGCAGUCGUAGUCUCUGCUGCCGCUCCCGAGCCCGCGGCUGCAGCAUCUCCGGCGGAAACCAUCGCCCUGGGCGACGUCGCGGAUGCGGCCGUCAGUGCUACCAGCGCCAGCAGCCGAGGCAGCAGCAGGCGCGUACCUGGUACUGCAACUGCGGCAGCGGCAUCCGCAACCCUGGCAAGCAUUCAAGCAGCCGUCACAACCAGCCAGCAACCAGCAAAGUCGGCAGCAGAGGCAUCUUCGCAUGUGAGCGGUGACAGCCACGGCUCUUCCACAACGCAGCACCGACCGGUCACGCCCACAGCACUGCUGCACUACAGCCUGCACCCUGCCGCGAUCACCACCACCACAGACUCCCAUUCGCACGCCUCGGACGCCGCCUCCACGAGCGGCGCCGUCGUGGGCGCAGACAGCGGCGGCGCGGCGCACUUGGCUCACCUUACUGAGUCCGUGUCGGAGGGGCCCAACAGCGGCUUGAUAUACCUGACCGCAGCCACGACCGCUGCAGCUGCAGCGUCUGUCACCGUGCAUAGGCCGGCGGCCGUGGAGGCGGCUGUAGCUGAGCGCCCUCCGCCCUCCUCCGACCACACCGACAGCAGGAAAACGGCGGCCACAGCAGCUGCAGAUGCGGGGGCAGUGGCGGCGCCUGCACGUCCAGUGGCGACGACGCACCCCGCCCUCCACAGGGAAGGGUCUUCCUCCGCUGGACGCCUCCUCAGCAGACCCCUGCCGGUCGUGUCCAUGAUGCUGUCAGACUCGGCCACCGGCCGUGGGUUCCCUCCGUCGCCAAAAGCGGCGGCAAUAGCGGCACCCGCCGGCGCCACGGCGGCGCCGCCUCACAUCAGCGCCGGCGCGCGGCCGCGCAUGUUGGGCUCCGCCCUGCACAGCCCCCACCAAAACCACCCGGCCAGCAGUGCCGACAGCGGCACAGAGCAGGAAGGCAGGGGCGCACAGGAUCGCCCCGGCGGCGGCCGUGGCAAUGCCCAGCCUCGACAUGGCAGCGUGUGGCGCCGGGGUGCGGCCUCCGCUGCCGCCGCCGCCACCGCUGCGUCAGGGCUGCGCGGCCAUUGGCGCACGGACACAGGCGAUCAGCAGCAGGCGGGCGCCAGCGGCAGCCCCGCAGCUGGUGCUCCGCGCAGCGCGGGCGGCAAGGCUGCUGCUGCUUCGCCCCUGGUGGGAUGGGAUACUCUGGUCUUGGAUCCCGCGCCGCCGCCGUCCGUGGCCUCGCUCUGGAUGCCAAGUGCCGCAGCAGCCCUCGGCUGGCGCUUUGACGGCGGCGCAGCGGGUUCCGCCAUCGUUGCUGCUGGCACUGCUGGCGCGGCUGGGUCUCCGCAUGCAGCGGGCGCAGCGGCUCCCCGCCACUCGGCUCUGGUUGGCACCGCUACGUCCUCUACGUCCUCUCUAUCGGCCGGGUUGCCGGAGGUGCGCAUGGUGCUCGAGGACGAAGUCGCAGCCAGCCCGCGGCGCCGCUCCGCACUGGACAUGGGGGCAGAAGAGCCGGCGGCGCGGCGGUCGCCCACCGCCAGAGGGCUGCUGGGCCGGCUGCUGCUGCGCAAGGGCCGCAGCUCGCCACAUCCCGACAGCGGCACCGCAGCUGCGGCCCGCGCUCGCGGCAGCGGUGGCGGUAGCGGUAGCGGCAGCGGUGGGACUGGCGCCGCGGCCAACGCAGCAGGUGCAGCCCAGCAGGCAGCGACGGCACCCCACGUGGCGGCCGCUGCACCUUGCUCUGCACGGGCCGCAGCCCCAGAAGACGGCAGUGACGGCAUGGCGGCGCGGGCUCUGGAGCCCAAGCCGUCCACGCCGCCAACGCCGGCCCCGCCGCCGUCGUGCCGGCGUCCCUUCCCGGCGCCCUCGGCGCAGUCGCAAUGUCCUGCGGUGACGGCCGAAGGCGCUGCGGCGGCGUGCCCACAGCAGCUCACACCUGUGUCGUCGGCGCUUGCGUCGCCACCGGGCGUAAUGGCCGCGCAUGAGGUGUUGGCGAUGGGUGGUUUGCAGCUGCCUGCGCAGCCGCACACGCCGCACACGCCUCCAGCCCAGAUGGCACAGCCUGGGCCAUACGCCUACCCACCAGUUCCCAUGACUGAUGUUCCCUUGGCGGCACCUGCAGCUGCACCAGAUGCGCGUGUCGUGCACUCAACCGUAGCAGCGCCGGCCGCAGCGGCCACCGCAGCAGCAGCAGCAACAGCAGCCUCAGGUGAUGUAGCAGCAGCAGCGGGCGUCAGCUCCCAGACGCAGCGGGCGCUGGCGCUGGUGACGUCGUUGCUAGUUGCGGCUGGGAAUAUGGCGGCACAGCAGCGGGCGGUGGCGGCGGCACAGGCGACGCACGUGGCACUGCUGGCCCAGCUGCUGGCCCAGCUGCAGGAGGCCUCGCCGGCGCGCAGGGCGGCACUGUUUGCACGAGCUCGGGCACUCGGCGUGUUUGCGCCCGUGGCGGCGGUGCAGGAGGGCGAGGAGGUGGUCACGCCGGCAUUCCCACACAAGGCCCAGCAGUCUCCUGCGUGGCGCCUGCAGGCGGCCGGCUGGCCCCGGCUGGGGGGCUCAGCGGAGAUGGAGCUGGUGCAAACGCCCGUGUACGGCUCGCCUGCGACCGGAGCGGCGGCAGCAGCAGCUGCAGCGGCUGCUGCUGCUGCUGCUGCAGCCAUGGCGCAUGCCUCACCAGCACCCGCACCUGCCGCCGCGACCGCGGCCGUCGCUGCGGUCACGCCGGCUGAUGGGGUGCCGCUCCUGGUGGAGGACUUUGGCCUUAGCGAGGCCGAGUCAUCAGAGGAGCAGGAGGACGAAGGGGAGGAGGAGGCAGCCAGUGCAGCUGUUGCGGGCGGCGCUGCAUGGGCGCAACAGCAGCAGCAGCAGGCCGCAGCGGCCGUGCCGCCGCUGCGUCGCGGCUGGGGCAUCCGCCGUGCGCUGCGACGGCGCUGGGACGCGAUGGCAGACGCCCCGUUGCUCUCUCGUGGCUCCGUGGGCGCAGGCAGCGGCGCGGGCAGUCCUUCAGAUGGCUCCUUUACCCUGGCAGCGCUGCGGCACGCCAGCAUCACUGCCGCCCACCGCCUGCCACCCCCCCGCGGCCCAGGCGCUACCAGUGGCGGCCCAGGCGCUACCAGUGGCGGCCGCUCGCCGCGCCACCCACAGAUGCGCAUGUCGACGCCCGGAGUUGCCGCCACCGGUGUGUCCAGCACCGCCAUCGUCACCGUUGCGGUCGCUUCACCUGCGCUGCCAGCGGCGAUCCGUCGCCUGCGGCAGGGCUCUGUCACUGGCGCUGCCGGCUCGCUUGCUGCAGGCGGCGCGGCGGCGGCGGAGCUGGCGGCGGUUGCUCGCAUGCGGCACGCCUCAGCCACCGGCGCGGCACUGCAUCAGCAGCUGCUGGCACAGCUGGGCGCGGCGGGCCUGGGCAGUGGAGAGCUGGGCGUGCAACGCGUCAUGACGCGGCUUGAGUCGCUGCUGGCUGUGCGCGGCGACCGCGCAGCCGGUGGCGGAGGCGGCCGCGCCGCCCAUCGCCGCGUGCAGCAGCUGACACACGACGGCGCCAGCGAAGGAGCAAGGUGGUCCUCUGACGGCAGCGCGGCCUUGCUGGGGGCGGGGGCGGUGGCGCUGGACUCGGCGCCGCUGCCCGCGGUCGCAGUCGCCAGUCCUUGCAUGCGUGCAGCCGGAGCUGAUCACGCAGCGGCCGCAGCUGGGGUGGGGGCGGGAAUGCAGCGGCCUACCAGCGUCACUGCCAGCCCGGCACGUGCUGGUGCGCCUUCGGGUGCACCUGCUGGUCCGGGUGGUUUCAUGGCGCGGCGGGCGCGGCGCCGCAGUGUUGGGGGCUACGACAACGUGUAAAUAGAGGACAGCAAUGUCUCUCGCUGACAGCUUGCACAUGCAUGAAUUACAAUAUUGCAAGGCUUUACGUGAACCAUACCUCCACUGAGUGAUCAAUACCGUAAAUAAUUCAAGGUGUCAGCAUGCGGAAGUGGAAGUGAGUACAGUGAGGAAGAAUUAAUUUUGAGCAAUGAGUCUACAUUGACGCCGUACGCACGUGCGCACAGGGGUGUCACUUGUUUGCUGCCAUGCCGGUGAGCAUCCGAGUCUUAUGCCCAUGCCAAGAUGGGCAUCACACAUGCCGAGCGUUUGAUUGACUCGUAUACUGUGACUAACGGACACCCCAAUUGUAUUGAUGGUGUUGGACAUUCCCGCAUUGGGUUAAUUUGCGUGUCUAAGACUGCUGAGAGUUUGCAUGAAGCCUUUUGUGGCCGCGGAUGCCAUGCACCUGACAAUAAAGUGCGCGCAGGAUGGGGACGGCCAAGUGCCUAGUGGGGUCGUCCCGCCGUGCUGUUCAUUCGUGUGCAUAUAUAUAUAUCGGCGCGAAUCUUGAUUACUAGGACUGCGCGAGCGUGCGAGUGCGCGAGCGUGCGCUUGUUCACAGGGGUUGUUCAACACUGCUGAAAGCGUUGCGUACUGCGGGUCUGCCAUCGAUAGUUGCGCCGCAACGAUAGGUGCUGAGGAGUUAUGAAUGCGACAUUACAAGAAGGGACAGCCCGACCCAGAAAGGUGCAUGGCACCCAUACAAGCCAUAGUCUAUGGGUAAUGCGGCCCCAG